AUGUCACAAGCUGCAGACAUGAUUAAUGUGGCCUUCCUGACUGACUCGGAGCGGGAGCUGAUCCUGGAGGUGCUGCGGAGGGACGAGGAACUGAGGCAGGCUGAGGAGCACCGUGUCCGGAAGCUGAAGACGGAGCUGCUGGACAUUAAGAGGAAGGGCGCCAAGCGUAGCAGUGGGAAGUACAGUGAGCGCAGCUGCGGCCGCUGCCAGGAACUACUUGGUCCACUAUCUGCCGGCUCCAGCCAGUGUAGGGCAUGUAAACACCAAGUGUGCCACAACUGUCGCGCAGUGUGCCCCAAUGGAUCCUGGGUGUGCAGUGUGUGUGCUAAAGAGGCUGAUCUAAAGAAGUGCACUGGAGACUGGUUCUAUGACCAGCGAGUCAACCGCUUCUUCACCACCCCUGGACACGACAUAGUGAGGACUUCCCUCAAAAAGAGGCCCCCAUUGAGGAAGAGGGAGAACAUGGGAGCGCUCCUGUUGAAGAGUACAGAGUUGAACCCCAGCCAGCCCGUCUCCCCUGUUCCCCGACCCAGACUGAGGGACCUAGCAGCCUCCAACAAGGAGUGAGAGCAACAGCAGCACAGGGACAAUGAGCCUGCAGAGAAAGCCAGCCUGAACAGUGUCAUGACAGAGACUGAGUCCUCUCUUGGGACUCCUCUCUUGCCAAGGAAGGAGGAGAGCACAGGUCAGUCUAGUCCAACAGGGUCCAGUAUGAAUGUUCUAGUCAAAGCAGACCUCGUCAGUAGCCACAGCUCCACCUCAGAUGCAGACACGUCCUCCGUAGUAAAUAGUCGUAGUGUUAGUCCCUGCACGGGGUCUGUCGCAUUGGAAGAUGGCGGCCUGUUCAAGAAGAGCGUCAGACGAGUUCAGAAACCCUCCGAAUUCACGUCUGUGCUGGACCUGCGUGAGGAGGGGGCUGAAGCAUCAGAGGGCUUUAUGGGUGACCGGAGCAAGUCGGUGCCUGGGCUCAAUGUGCCAGAUGAUGAGGAGGAUGAAGACAUUGAUAACUUGGUGAGCAUCCAUAGAAAGAAGGUGUGCUCAAGUACCUCAAAUCUUCGCGGCUCCAAGAGCACACUGGGCAGUCUGAUGAGUAUUUACAGUGAGGCAGGAGAUUAUGACAGCGUGGAGGUGAGCGGGGACAUCGUGUUCUCUAUCAGCUACGAUGACACCACCCAGAGCCUGGCCGUCCUCGUCAAGGAGUGUCACUCGCUGGCCCACGGGGACGCCAGACGCCAGCGCUCAAACCCGUAUGUCAAGUGCUACCUUCUCCCUGACAAGUCUCGCAUUGGCAAGAAAAAAACCAGCAUUAAACAUAACACAGUGGACCCCACUUACAAUGAGACCCUAAAGUUUUCCAUCAGUCGCUCCCAGGUGCUCAAUCGUUCCCUCCAGCUCUCCGUCUGGCACCAUGCCCGCUUGGGCCGUAAUGCCCUCCUUGGAGAGGUGGAGGUGCCUCUGGACUGCAGGAACCUCGACGCAGGCCACGAGGAGUGUGUGGCGUUCGUGGGAAAAGCGUCACCACUGCAGUCCUCUGCCUUCUCUCAGUACAAAGGAGAACUGUUGAUUUCCCUGAAGUACGUCUCGACCAAGAAUUCACCCACUGAAAAGACCAAAGGUAGGAGCAAGAAGACAAAGACGGAGCAGGGAGGGGAGUUACACGUCUUGAUCAAAGAGGCCAAGAACCUGACGGCAAUGAAAGCAGGGGGCACGUCGGAUUCCUUUGUGAAAGGGUACUUGUUGCCAUCGAAGGCCAAGUCCACUAAGAGGAAGACUCCGGUGGUGAAGAAAACUCUGAAUCCCCACUACGACCACACAUUUGUGUACAAAGACCUGACCCUAGACCAGCUAAGUGAGAUGUGGCUAGAGCUGACAGUGUGGGACCGGGAGGCCAUGUCCAGUAAUGACUUCCUGGGUGGGGUUCGACUCAGCACAGGCACAGCCACACUGGAGGUUGGGAAGGAGGAAGUGGAGGCGGAUUCUACAGGGGAGGAGGUGACUCUGUGGCAGAAGAUGAUGCAAUACCCUGACUCGUGUGCAGAGGGCACUCUUCCAUUACGCUCCUCUAUGGGCAAGAGCAAGUGAAGACGCCACACUCUACCUCGUAACCUGAAAGAAGAGCUAUGGACACAGGGCAAUCCCUCAACUUUUUAUCACCAUCAUUCUGUAACAAAAAAAAGAGACUGUCAUAUAUACAGCUGUGUCUAACCUCAGGCACCAUUACGACACAUUGGCCUAAAACAAGUGAUUUGAAAGCAUAGUGUAAAUUCACCUGAUGGCUUCAGGUUUUUGAUAGAAGAGGUAUCAUUUCAUAUUUUUAAAUGUAAGGUUGUCUAACUAUACAAAUACUUUUUGAGAUCAAUCGACACUAACCAAAGUUUUGAUCAAAUUUAACAACUCCUGUUUAAUUUACAUUUUAUCAUGUAUUUAUUGAAGCUGAAUUCUAUCCAUGUUCAGCAAACCACUCAAUUAACUGUGGUGCUUCA
Messenger RNA from Salvelinus namaycush (lake trout), 2483 nucleotides. It is a transcript of the gene sytl4, whose product is annotated as synaptotagmin-like 4. The record is from RefSeq and is a predicted model, not a curated record. Gene Ontology annotation, biological process: intracellular protein transport; exocytosis. The transcript has 16 exons. NCBI's taxonomy places the organism in Eukaryota, Metazoa, Chordata, Actinopteri, Salmoniformes, Salmonidae. Gene Ontology annotation, cellular component: plasma membrane; exocytic vesicle. Gene Ontology annotation, molecular function: neurexin family protein binding; small GTPase binding.